AGAUAAUACUUCUAAGGCAUAUUCUGUUAUGUGUGUGUAUAUAUACACCUAAAUAAGCAACAUGUAUUGCACAUCUAAACCUUCCUUUUAAAACAUAUUAAUCCUGAGUCUAUAGAGAAAUAAUGAAGUUAAAUGGGAGGGCAUUGCUCAUCAUAUUUCUGGUGACACAAAGUGUUGCAAUUCUAACCGUCGCUAAAGAGUUUGAUUUCUUUUACUUUGUUCAACAGUGGCCAGGAUCAUAUUGUGACUCGAGGCGAGGUUGCUGCUACCCGAAAACUGGGAAGCCAGCUGAAGAUUUUAGCAUCCACGGGCUUUGGCCUAAUUAUAUCGAUGGCUCGUAUCCAUCUAACUGUGACUCUUCUAAUCCUUUUGAUGACUCAAAGGUUUCGGAUCUUGAAAGUGUGUUACAAGAGCAUUGGCCAACACUUGCGUGCCCAAGUGGCGACGGAUUGAAAUUUUGGCGUCACGAAUGGGAAAAGCACGGUACUUGUGCAGAAUCGGUUUUUGAUGAGCGGGGUUACUUUGAGGCCGCACUUUCUCUCAAGAAAAAAGCGAACCUUCUCGGUGCUCUCGAGAAUGCAGGAAUUAAACCUGCUGAUGGGGUAUUUCACACAAUGGGCCAAAUCAAAGAUGCAAUUACAAAGGGUGUGGGUUAUGAACCCUUUAUUGAGUGCAAUGUGGACUCCUCAGGGUACCACCAGAUAUACCAAGUGUACCAGUGCGUCGAUGCAUCGGCUUCUAACUUCAUCAAAUGCCCGGUUUUACCUCAUGGGCGAGCCUGCGGGAACAAAGUCGAAUUUCCAUCGUUUUCAUCUGCUUCGAGUCGUGACGAGCUCUAGAUCAUUCGUUAAAAUCUUUUCUUUACUGGAUAAUUUGAAUUUCGUUAUACAUUUGAUAACUGAUUGUUGUAUAAUUCAUGAUAAAUAAAUUUUAAUUGCGUCAGGUAACUUUUGGUUA
Helianthus annuus (common sunflower) is the source of this 957-nucleotide messenger RNA. RefSeq names its product intracellular ribonuclease LX. Gene Ontology annotation, cellular component: extracellular region. NCBI's taxonomy places the organism in Eukaryota, Viridiplantae, Streptophyta, Magnoliopsida, Asterales, Asteraceae. The coding region runs from base 123 to 839 and encodes 238 amino acids. Gene Ontology annotation, biological process: RNA catabolic process. Gene Ontology annotation, molecular function: ribonuclease T2 activity; RNA binding. The record is from RefSeq and is a predicted model, not a curated record. The transcript is spliced from 4 exons.